AUUCAGUAUUCAUAACAUAUUUAUCAAUAUAUCCGGGGGCGUCAGACGGCAAAACUGCAUGAUCUUUUUUUUUUCUCAAAAUGCUGAGGGGUCACUAAAAAGAAUACAAAUUUCAGUUUAAAAAAAUCCCCAGAUACAACCACAAACAUGAACAACAAGGGUUGAGAAGUGUGUUUACAAACAAUAAUGAAAAAUGAAGGAAUUUGCUCUUAAUUGCAGAUUUUUGCAAAAUAUAUACAUACCAGCUGCAUUAGCAUGGAAAAUUUCCCUGCCAAAGAACCUCAUGCGGGGUCUUUACCAAACGGUGAAGUGAAACAGCAAAUUCGAGCUGUAAUGUAGCAGUUAGGAAGUGGUGGGAGUGACUGGCGAUUUCUAUCAAUAAAAACAAACUCUUUGUAAAUGUCAGUGGUUUUUGUGGUUUAGCCUAAAUAUGCUAACUGCGCAGUGCAACCUUUUAACAAUCCGUAAACCUUAACCAGCAUGUGUGCACGUCAAGUGGGUGUGUGUGUUACAGGAGGAUAAAGCCCAGAGAAAAUAAGACAGACACAGACAGAGAGAGUGGGCAGAGGAAGCAUGAAGUGAGUCAAAGUGAGAAAUCCUCUUCGCCACACAACAAAUCAUGCGUAGGCUUUCUCAUGACUGGGGGUUCACCUGCUGAGGCCUUGCAAAAUCCAUCACAGGAACCAAAGCUGCUGGGGCAGCCGUGGAGCACAACUGCUCUUCCUCUUACAACACAAGACACCAGAGAAAAAGGCUGGCUUUUUCUGCAGCUGGUUGGAUGCUCUCAUCAAAAGCAGUUGUACAGUUUGGCUUCACACUCAUUGAGCAUGAAACCUCUUAAUUCACAUCUUGCCAUUGAUGUGAGAAAAGCAGGAGGUGAGAAGCAGCAGGAGGAAUCCAGGUCGAGGCUGCCAUCGGGUUGCGUAUAUGAUGUUUUUUGCAAAGCCUUUGAUUGUGCUGGAUGGUGCGUGUGUGAGUCCCACUAGUCUAAAACAACAGCUUCCCGCCCUCACUACACUGGGCGCAACGCCAGAGCCAUCCGGCAGUCAUACGCCUACCAUCAGCUGAGGAGUUGCACAGCAGUCCCAUCUCUAAUUAUACACAGAAGCAGGGAGAGCUGCAGAGUGAAGGAGAGCCUAAGUGGAACAUGGACUGAAGAAGAGGACAACAAAUGGAGAAGAGGCUGAGAGCGCCACUCAGCAGCAGUUCAGAUGUGAGGAGCAGAAAGAGAAAGCCAGAAAAGGCAAAUCUGUCCGACAAAGGUUAACAGGGCUGACUGACUGACUGACUGACUGACUGACUGACUGACUGACUGACUGACUGACUGACUGAGCAGAGUGGGAGUGUUUAAUGUAAAAGCGAGUAGGAGGUAAGAGAGAGAAGGAGAGCAGAACACAAGAGAGGAGAGAAGGAGGAGUGCGAGUCUGGUGAGCUUGUCUGGGUGCUUGUGCACUUUCUGCUUUCUCGUCUGCAGCUUGCGAAGGACGCCACGAACCAGACAGGUGUGUGUGAGGUGUCUGUCCUCCUUCUGCAAGCAUUCGUGGACUUACUGCAUGAGGAUGGAUGUGCAUUGAGAUCCAGAAAACUGAAACAAAUCAUGGUGACCUUGCAUGUGCGACAGUUGCCAAGAGACUAAUGGCGUCUCCACCACAUGAUGUCAACACCAUCUGCGCUUCAGCAGGAGGUCAAGCAGUGCUGGUGUGAGUGACAGCCGCCUUGAGGCAAUGAGCUUUGCAAAGAACCCGACUCUGGUCCUGGACAAAGACAGCCUCCCGUUAAAAAAGAGAGACCAAAGGCUGGGUUCAAAGCUCCACCAGCAGCAGCAGCAGCAGUGCGAGGCUGCAAAUUUCAAAGUGCCAUACCCUCACAGAAGCCACGGAGAGGUAAAGAUGAAACCCACUGGCCCAUUCCGGCCUGUACCAAGACGGGUCCCGGCGCUGCACCAGCCCUGGAUGCAGAUGAAUGCACCUGCCAGUCACAAACAUCUCAUCCCUUCAGCCUUCAGGGAGCAUCACGGUUUAGCUGAGUGGAGAGACUUCAGCGCUUUGCCCCCUGGAUGGGAUUUUCCCCGGCAGAACCAGCACCAAGGACACCUGUCUUUCCAGCCGAGCCAUCCACUCCACUCCUGCAGAUUCAGCUCUGUCUCUCUGGUCAGUGAUGGCUUCCACAGAGCAGGUGGAAGCUGGGAGAAGCUCAGGUCUUCAGGAAAUUUGAGUUUUAAUCUGGAGAAGCACAGCUAUGACAAACACAAAGGUCCGUAUGUGAGAAAAGGAGACAGAAAAUUUGAUUUUUUGCCCAAAGCAGAAAAAAGAAGUCCUCCUCUGCUGAGCAGGAGCGUACCUCCUCAUGAGGAUUUAACCUUGCAGCAGGACUCAGUGCACAAAUCUGCAAAAGCUCUUUCUCAUCCCCAACUCUCUUUGAGGAGCCUCUCCCUUCACAAAGUAAACAGGUCAUACACCGCCAUGACAGAAUCACCGCCUGCUGAUGUCCCUCCUCCGAAGCAGUCCUCGCCCUGCGCCUCCUCCACGAGACGUUUCCCCUGGCUGCUCCCUCACUUCAUGGCAGGAUCCCUGAUCGAGCUCAGGGACGGUCGGCUCAGGAGGGUGGAGCACCUGCAAACGGAGGACUUCCUGCUCGGCUCUCUGGCCUGUCCAGAUCUGCGGCUGAGCUGCUGCACUGUGCAAAGCAUCUCCCCUCCUGCCUCCUCCGCCUCCUCAGUUUCCCGCCUCCUCAUCCUGCUUCACGAGCAGCAGUCCCAGGAGUUGGUGGAUGUGUAUGUGGAGUACCCGUUCUUCGUCCGUGGACAGGGCUGGUCAUCCUGCAGCCCUCAGAGGACUGCUCGUCUCUGUGGCCUACAGUGCCGCCAGCUCAGCGUGGGGGAUGUGUGCCUGGCUCUCACGCCCGUCUCACCUGCUCUGUCAGCCUCUGUGGAGCCAAAAGCUUCACCCACGAGCAGAAAAUGUAUACCUCUGGGGGCACAAACUACCCAGCUCUCAAAGGAGCCGAUGAUGAGACCAGAGGCGAGACGCAGGAGACACUAUUCAGCCCCCUAAGUGGAGUAAAGCCGGUGUCAUGCACAAAGUGAGGAGAGUGAUGGUCGGGGGCCUCAUGGGUCUCGGCCAGCGUGUGUUGUCCUUCUACCUCCUGGAACACGUUUCUGUGCUUGACCUGUUGUUUUUCUUUCAACAAAAGUGUCAGUGGGUGACAUUUAAGUGAACUCUGCAGGUGAACUUACGUUUCCGAUGUCAUUUUUUUAGCAAAAGCAUAGCGGGGUUCACUCCUAUGAUCAAACACAGAUCAGAGCACAGGCCAUGAGAAACAAAGCAGUGAGAAAACGCACACCCAACCCAUAAAAAAACCACCACGCAGUGCAGUUUUUAUUGGCAUUUGUGCAAAAACCUGUUUAAAACAGAGCUCAUCAUUUCUUGGAGUUCUAAAUCUAUCCAUCGACAUUCCUUUAAAAGCACUUGAAAGCACCGCCUCAGGUUUCGCCACUGCUUUUUAACUUUAUCUCUUUUCUGCCUUAAGGGCAAAAGUUCCACGUAGAUGUUAGAAGUUGUUGAAGGAAUUGAUUGUAUGGUAAGCUGUAUUUGUGUGCUUCUACCUCUAUUUAUGUGUGAUUAUUUCAUAUUGUGAGCUGUGAUUUAAUGUGGCAAUCACAAAGCUUCUAAGUGAAUGCCUGGAUUUUUCCUCAUUAUUAUAUGCAAAUAAUAUGUUUUGUUUUGUUUGUUUUUUUACUAAGAAAAUGCAUGUUUCGAUGUAAGACAGAGUAGAGAUCCUCCCAAUAACAGAUCACAAGCAUUGAUCGCUCUUAAUGUGCCGUCGAUUAUGAUGUCGCCAAGAACACCGCACUGAAAGAGGACAGCAAGGAUGCAAUGAAAAAGGAAUUCUAAAUGACUGAAACAAGUGCAGCACAUACAUUAUUUGAUGUACAUGAUCCUUAAAGGAGCAGCAAACUUUC
This is a messenger RNA of Oryzias latipes (Japanese medaka), 3961 nucleotides long. NCBI's taxonomy places the organism in Eukaryota, Metazoa, Chordata, Actinopteri, Beloniformes, Adrianichthyidae. The record is from RefSeq and is a predicted model, not a curated record.